AUGCUCAGCUCAUCCAGCAAAUCCUCCUCAUCGUCAGAUCAGAGAAUCAUCUCAUUUUCCAUCAAUAAGAAGGAAAUUAUUGAAAAAUUCCCACCAUCCUUCUUUUCCAAAAACAAAGUCUUUCUCUAUUCUCUACACUCUGAUCAAUUGGAUUAUGAAGGUGAUUUAAUUUAUUCGAGAUUUAAAGCAAGGACUCGACCAAAAGCCUAUAAGAAGGAAGUUGCAGAAGAUCAGGUGUGUGAGGUGAUUGUUUCAAGUGAUGGUUUCAAGUAUGAUGAAAAGUUGAAGGUUGGGGAGGAGAAUGCCAAGCAUUGGUAUUUGAAUUUUGCAGAUGAGAGAUUGUUUAUUGCUUGGAAAGGUCAAUUGUUUGCUCAGGAUGAGAUUCAAGUUUGUGAACAUCCAAUUUUGGGAAGUUUGUGUGAAUAUUUGAGAAAGGAAAGUUUAAAUGAUGCAAGAUAUAGUCCAAUAACUCAACAAACAUCUCCCACUCCAGUAUUGAUUCAGAAUGUGGAUAGAAGAAUUGCAGUCAAUGUUAAAGACUAUAAUAUUUAUGGAAAUAACUUUGCCAAGGCAUCUACUGAUAUUAUUGAACAAGCAACAACUGUUUUGGACAUGAAAACGAAUAGAAAAUCAAAUAUUUUGGCAAUUAGUGCACCUAGAGGUGGACAUGGAGAGUACAAAUUGGGAGAAGUUAAUUUCAUAUUCGAUACUUUAUAUAGUGGAUUUAAGGCAUGUUGCAUGGAUACUGAAAUGUAUGCCCAGGAUCCAGAAAAUCCACCAACUGUUGUCAUUCACACAGGUAAUUUUGGUUGUGGUGCCUUUGGUAACAAUAGAGAAUUGAUAGCAAUUCUUCAAAUAUUGGCAGCAAGAAUGGCAGGUAUCAAGUAUCUAUAUUAUCAUGCAUUCAGUGAGGAAGGUGUAAAAUCUGUCAAAAAGGCCAUUAAGGUAAUUGAUGAAGAAUUUGAUUUGGUAUGCAAAGAUCCAUCCGAUAUAGAAGGUAAUUUAGUUUCCCUUAAUAAGCUUUUCGAUAUGAUUUUACAAAAAGGAUAUAAAUGGGGUUUUUCCGAUGGAAAUUAA
Molecule: messenger RNA, 1077 nt
Organism: Naegleria gruberi
Lineage: Eukaryota; Heterolobosea; Eutetramitea; Acrasida; Naegleriidae
Exons: 3
Coding region: 1-1077 (358 amino acids)
Biological process (GO): ATP generation from poly-ADP-D-ribose; regulation of DNA repair; nucleotide-sugar metabolic process
Cellular component (GO): nucleus; cytoplasm
Molecular function (GO): poly(ADP-ribose) glycohydrolase activity
Source: RefSeq, a predicted model, not a curated record